AUGAUCCAGCAGCAAUCUCCACCACCUCCUUAUCUAUUCCUGGAAGACCUGCUGCCCAAAACAGGCUGGGGCCUCUACUACAAGUUCAUGCUAGCGAUGGCAUGCGCCAAUUCCGUAGUCAACGCUGCUGCUUUCAUGAGUCUCUUCUACGCCAUACCCCUUUCGACCUGCGAAAACCUCGUGACCUGUGGGAUACUAUGGGGCGUACACAUCAGCUUCCUGUUGGGCAAAAGCUGCGGAGGCUACUCCUCCAACUGCCUCAGCGACAUCUACGGCAGGAAACGAAUGAUAACCUACAGCUUGCUGACGAUCUUCGUCACCACGUUCACAGCUGCCUUCGCCUACAACUACUACAUGAUCAUAGUGGCAGCUUUCUUCCUGGGCAGUGGCCUGGACAACAACAGCUGCACGGUGAGGAUCCAUCUGGCUGAAAUUCUGCCCAAGCACAAGCGAGGCUUCUACCUGGCUGUUUGCGAUGUCUUCUGGACUGUAGGCUACCUCCUCAUGUCUGUUUUUGCUGUUACCAUGCAACGUCCUACUCACGUGGAGCACAGAGCAGUCGAUAUGAAGCUAGCUACCUGGAGAGUCAUCCUAGCGUUAUCCGGAGGCUUCAGUUUGGUGUUGGCUUGCUGUUCCGCGCUGCUCGAGGAAAGCCCUAGAUACUUUCUGCACGCCAAGAAGGAGUUCUUGGCUGUGUUGGCUCUCAAACAGUUUUACGCCAUCAACAGGUCGACUUAUGGCAACUCUUUCGAGGUCAAGGAUCAGGAUUUGAGGUACUUCGUGCAAGACUAUGGGCUGUCGCCCAUGCCUGAAGAAGUCGGGGGUUUGAAUUCUGUUAAAGGAGCGUUCAAACUCUGCUGCAGAGGUACCAAGCUAUCGCUGUCUUACCCCUUCAGAUCUUCUACUGUUACUCUGAUGCUAGUCAGGAUCCCUCUGGUGGUGUUCAGUUCAGUGAAUUUGAACGUUCUGCUAGCUAAGUUGCUUUCUCAACAUCACGUGACCAGUGGCUUAGGAGUCAUUUAUCUUGAUUACAUUACAAAUGUUACUAUGUGCUCUAGCUUCGAAGACAACAAAACUUUGUAUGGGAACUUCUUUGUUCUAGCUAUCAAUAUCAUUGUGGGCCAAAUAAUUAUGUUGUGGUUUUUGGACAAAGCUGGUAGGAGGUUGUGCUUGGUUAUACCUAUGGUGGUGAGUGGAGUUUUCUUGGUGGCUCUGGAUUUUGUCAAAGAUAAUAUGAUCAGAAUGAUCAUGAGCUCUUUCAUAAUAAUUGGUGUUGCUUCUGCAACAACUAACUUUUCUGUAAUUAACAUCGAACUGUUUCCAACUGUGAUCAGAGGUACUGCUAAUGGUGUAACGAAUUUUUUCGCAACUAUACUCACGAUAUUCAUUCUUAGAUUCUUUCACUUAUUCGCUGAUUGGGUUUUUAUGGUUGCUGGGACAAUGCUAAUAGUCGCUUCUUUAGUAGCGAAUUGUGUGGACGAUUUGAAGAAACAACCCAUGGUCGAAUAA
Phaedon cochleariae (mustard beetle) is the source of this 1509-nucleotide messenger RNA. NCBI's taxonomy places the organism in Eukaryota, Metazoa, Arthropoda, Insecta, Coleoptera, Chrysomelidae. The record is from the annotation of a GenBank genome assembly.